CUUAUUUCAAACGUGCAGCGCUGCCACUUACUGUACAGGAAAGGCGGGAGAGGAAAUUGCACUGCCUGAAAACAAGGUGACGCCUAAAUGCCGUCUUCCACUGAGCCCUGUGCCACAGAGAAGGAGACCGGAUGAGCAGAAGGUCCCGGGAUAUUCAGCUCUGUGCUCCAAUCAGGAUUUCUUCCCUGGUGACAUGGAUCUAAAACAUUUCCUGCGUUGGAGAGUUGCUAUACUGCUUCUCUUGGUGCCAUGUGGGUACGAGUGUCUAUCGGUGCGUAUCCUGAACGAGGAGCCGGUUCAUGUGAUCCCUCACUCUACAUUGGCUCUCCAAGCCCACAUCGAGCAUGGCCCCCUGGAGGAGGUCUCCAUGAUAACCUGGGAACGGGGGCCCGAGACUGGAAACCCUUCAGGAAAAGAAACACUGGCCACCUGCUCUGGCAAGAGCCUCAAGUGUGUUGGUAAAACCCCAAAUGGGCACGUCAGCCUCGAACACCAGGGGUCGACACUGAGUCUGCCGGAAUACAGCAGCGCUGACAGUGGUGUGUAUGUGGUGACCGUCACGGACCAGAUGGGGGCCAAGACCUCUGCACAGUGCAUCGUCAGAGAAUACGAGGCCGUGCACCACGUCUCCGUGAGCGUCAACGUCUCCCACUCCACGCUGGUCUGUGGCGAGGCCUGGGGGACGGACCCUGGUUUCACCUGGCUCCACGAGAGGGCAGCGAUCACUGCCGCUGUGGGAAGGGUUUCCAAAGAUGGGAAGUCCUUGUAUGUCUCCACAAAACCCCUCUGUGGACACUUCACCUGUGUUGUCCAAAACAAACUGGGCCACACAUCUGCCACAUACACCGCAGAGCCAUGCGAGUCUGAGGGCAAAGGCACCUCGGCGGCAGUGGUGUGCCUCGUCAUCUUACUGCUCCUCGUCGGUGGAGCGCUGGUGUUUCUCCUGUGGAGGAAUCACAGACAAUACAGCAACAGAGGAGAGCGGCUGCACAACUACUUGGUUGACAACAUCUAACAAAGGCCAAACUUCCUCCGAGUGCAAAUUUCACCAGCCAAACCUCCAGUUCCUCAGAUGAUCUCGUGGCGAACCAGAAAGUGGACCGAGCCAUUUACGAGCAACUUCCUGUCCUCUAAGCAACAUGACCUUGCACAGCAUCGGAGCAAUGUGACAAGUGAAUGGCUUGCUGACAAAAUGGAAGAAAUCUAAAAGUGGACAGCCGAGUUCACGUGUGAGCAGCCACCCUUACGAAUCCUCAGGGCUACAAGUAGACAUGGUGUUUUCAAUACAAAGCUGUUUCUGUAAGACCACAGUUAGCUCCUAUGUGUAUCAUCUUGCAAGUUGUAACUGCUGCGCAAUGUAACUGAACUGCUUUUUCCUGCUAAUAAAUGAACCAGCUCACUGACUCAGCAGUUUCGUGGGCAGAGUCAGUUUGAAAAA
Messenger RNA from Lampris incognitus (smalleye Pacific opah), 1438 nucleotides. RefSeq lists its product as uncharacterized. The record is from RefSeq and is a predicted model, not a curated record. The transcript has 6 exons. The coding region runs from base 194 to 1015 and encodes 273 amino acids. NCBI's taxonomy places the organism in Eukaryota, Metazoa, Chordata, Actinopteri, Lampriformes, Lampridae.